CGGAUUUCCGCUAGUGAAUAGCCCAAGUUUUUAGUCUAUGAGUAGUUUACAGCAGACGGUUGAAGUUCGGGACCCCUGGUGGUUGAUGCCAUCACCACCCAUCCGCACGCCAUCGACGAGGUAACCUCUCCGGGCCAAUCUAUCUGUCGACUCGAUAUCGGCUCCCCCUCCCGCUUGAUAUCGGCUACCCCUCCCAUAGGAAGAAUGUACGCGCACGCCAUAUUAGUCGGUAGACUCUGAUCGCAACCACGUGGGGGUUAUAAAUGGCCGCAUGGUCGAGCGUAUCGACACUGGGGGUGAAGAUACACGAGGGGAUUGUCGUGUCAGAAGAAAAGAGACGAACAGGAUACCAGCGACAGGCUACCUGGCAAAAUGUCCGCUAACCUCGAAGCGCUGAAACACAUUUCGGAGGACUCCGGGUUCCCUAUUACGAUCCACCCGAACUUCUCCCCCAGGAUCAAGGACCAUGUACCGCCGGAGCCGGUGCGGGAGCAACUCUUCCCGGACAAGGACCGAGCCACCUUCGCGGAUCCGGAGAAGAAGGCUCUCUUCGCCGUCGCGAAGGCCACGGACCUGACGGAGUCGAUCGGCACGGUGCUGGAGGGCGUGCAGCUGUCGCAGCUGACGCCGCAGCAGCUCGACGAGCUGGCGCUGCUCGUCAACGAGCGCGGCGUCGUCUUCUUCCGGGGCCAGGACCUGACGACGGAGCAGCAGGUGCGGCUGUUCGAGCACUACGGGACGCUGGACCGGCACCCGGCGCAGAAGGACGUGCGGCACGUGGUGAUCCACGGCAGCAGGGAGGACCACCGCGAGGUGCUCAAGUACACGCCGUGGCCGCUGGGCGACUGGCACGCCGACACGUCGUUCGAGAUCAACCCGCCGUCGUACUCGCUGCUGCGCAUGGAGGAGCACCCGGCCGUCGGCGGCGACACCGCCUGGGUCUCGGGCUACGGGCUCUACGACACGCUCAGCGCCGCGCUGCGCCGCUUCGUCGAGGGCCUGCACGCCGUGCACACCUCGCGCCUGCAGUACGACACCAUCCUCGACCUGUGGGGGGUCGGCCCGAACCGGCCGCCGGUCGACUCGCACCACCCCGCCGUGCGGACCCACCCCGUCACCGGCCUCAAGGCGCUCAACAUCAACACGGGCUUCGUCACCGGCUUCGCCGAGCUCAAGAAGCACGAGUCCGACAAGCUCCUCGACUUCUUCGCCUACCACAUCCACUCCGCCGACGACCACUCCGUGCGCUGGAAGUGGGAGGUCGGCAGCGUCGCCAUGUGGGACAACAGGUGCGUGCUGCAUCGGGUCAUCCCCGGCGGGUACGAGGGGCCGCGGCGCGGCAUCCGCACGACCGUGUUCGGCGAGAAGCCAUACUACGACCCGAACAGCGAGAGCAGAGCGGAACGCCAGCGCAGGCUCAAGGCAGAGGCAGCGGCGCCGGCGGCCAACGGAGAGGCCAACGGGCACAGUGCUGUCAAGGAGGACCCUAUCAGCGCACCCGCAUAAAGGUUGAACACGGGGGUGUGCGCAUUGCUGAAAAAGGGGGCCCGUACGGUGAAGGACUGGGAGCAGCGCACAAGCCUCCAGCAAUAUUACGUGCUAGGCAUAGGAAAUAUAGUCAGGGUGUAUGAAUGGCAUGUUAAGGACUGUUUCUAUUACCUUUUGGUUGCCUUGACCCUCCCGUUGGCGUGACACAGCCGAUUUUCGCAGGCUAUUGGAUCCGAAGGACAUAGACGUAGACAACGCC
Molecule: messenger RNA, 1747 nt
Organism: Durotheca rogersii
Lineage: Eukaryota; Fungi; Ascomycota; Sordariomycetes; Xylariales; Xylariaceae
Exons: 3
Coding region: 373-1506 (377 amino acids)
Cellular component (GO): cytoplasm
Molecular function (GO): 2-oxoglutarate-dependent dioxygenase activity
Source: RefSeq, a predicted model, not a curated record